AUGAACCGAAGCAUUCCUGUGGAGGUUGACGAAUCAGAACCAUUCCCAAGUCAAUUGCUGAAACCAAUCCCAGAAUAUUCCCUGGAAGAGGAAUUGGAACCACCUGCUCCAAAUACAGGGAACAUGGCACCCAGGAGCUUGUCUGCACUCCAAGCCCCUGACCAUGCUUCAGGAGACCUUUGUCAGGAUAGCCCUCCCCUGAAACUUGCAAAUCACCGGCCUGUGUCACAACAGGUCACCUGCUUGCGCACUAAAGUCCUGGAGGAGAGUGAAGCCAGUUUCUUUAGAAGGCACCCUGAUCCUGGCAAAGGUGUUUGCUCAUGUUCGUCUGAAGCCAGAGACCCUGAGUCUGAGCUUGGAGCCCUCCCUCCAGAGCACAGGGUUUCAUUUAUGGAGAAACGCAAUAGAUGGCUGGGAUCGCAGCUUUCAGCAGCUUCUCCCGACACUGGCCAUGACUCAGACAAAACGGACCCAAGUUUACCUAAUGCUCUGGCAGACUCCUCCAGUGGCGGCCAAGAGACGAUACCUCGGCCCCGGCCCCACAGGAACAGAGCAGCCCCAGAUGUGCCCACGAUAGACACUGGUUAUGAUUCCCAGCCCCAGGACGUCCUGGGCAUCAGGCAGCUGGAAAGGCCACUGCCCCUCACCUCCACGUGUUACCUGCAGGACCUCCCUGGGCCUCUGAGGUCCAGGGAGUUCCCUCAGUUUGAACUUCAGAGGUAUUCCGCGUAUGCACAGAGGCUGCCUCUCAAUCCUUCCCCACAGGCUCCAUGGAACUAUCAGUAUCAUUGUCCCGGAGGACCCUAUCACCAGGCGCCAUAUGCUCAUGGCUACCCUCCAGCAGCCUACCAGCAAGUCAUCCAGCCUGCCCUGCCUGGACAGGCCCUUCCUGGGGCAAGAGUGAGAGGCCUGCAUCCUGUACAGAAAGUCAUCCUGAAUCACCCCAGCCCCCAGGACCAAGGAGAGAGGCCUGCACAGAGAGACUUCUCUUUCCGAAGGCUCCCAAGGGACCAGCUCUAUCACCCACCGUCUAGUGGAGCUGGAGCUCCCGAAGGGUCCCUGGAACAUCCUGCAGAGCUGAGACCACAGGGCCCCCAGGCUCCAUCCCCAGCUGCUGUGCCUAGACCCCCUAGCAACCCCCUAGUCCGAGGAACUCUAAAAACUAGCAAUUUGCCAGAGGAAUUACGGAAAGUCUUUAUCACUUAUUCUAUGGACACAGCCAUGGAGGUGGUGAAAUUUGUGAACUUUUUGUUGGUGAAUGGCUUCCAAACUGCAAUUGACAUAUUUGAGGACAGGAUCCGGGGUAUUGAUAUCAUUAAAUGGAUGGAGCGCUACCUUCGAGAUAAGACAGUGAUGAUAAUUGUAGCAAUCAGCCCCAAAUACAAACAGGAUGUGGAAGGCGCUGAGUCGCAGCUGGACGACGAUGAGCAUGGCUUACAUACUAAGUACAUUCAUCGAAUGAUGCAGAUCGAGUUCAUAAAUCAAGGAAGCAUGAAUUUUAGAUUCAUCCCUGUGCUCUUCCCAAAUGCCAAGAAGGAGCAUGUGCCCACCUGGCUUCAGAACACUCAUGUUUACAGCUGGCCCAAGAAUAAGAAAAACAUCCUGCUGAGGCUGCUCCGAGAGGAGGAGUAUGUGGCUCCUCCCCUCGGUCCUCUGCCUACCCUUCAGGUGGUACCCUUGUGACACCAACCAUCUCCAGCUCAGUGCAGUCCUGUCACAGCAUUUUUCCAGUUGAGGCUAGUUGGUGGCACUCAGGGCUGUCUCAGUGUCUUCAAGGGGGAUCCGGGCCCCAGAACGCCUCUUCUGAAGAAUUCUCUGCCUCCUAACACUUUGGCUGCUAUUUCCUGCCUUUAAAAAACACACACAAGGUGCCCAUGUCCUCCUGAGUCUGAGUUGUCCAACUUGGGCUUCCAGUACUUUUAGUGAGUGGAUACUACAGGUGAUGGCAGCAAACGCCUAUGACCACAAAAACUCUCUUAUGACUUCAGCUACUUUUAUGAGUUGGCCAGAUGCUGUGUCCUUAGACCAAACUGAGGAAUGUCCAAAUAAUAAAAUGAUUACACUUCGUAAGAAUGUGUUUCAUUUAUCUGAAUGGAGACAGGCAUAUUAACUUAUAUUGAAAUGGGCAGGUGUGGGACACCAACAAAGCUGCUUAUAGUAUUAGACAGAUGUGACAGAGUUCUCUGUAUUAAAGGAUUAAAACCAGAAAGUUAACCACCAUUUUUUUUAUAACUAUGAAAGGUUUACUCUUACAGUUGAGGUUUUUAACAGAAAAGUCCUGAUUGUAAACAGUGUAAUUGGGCAGAGUGUGUAGCUCAGUGGUAGAAUACUUGCUUAACAUGUAGGAAGUCCAGGAUUCAACUCCUAGCACUGCAAGAAGAGAAAAAGGGCCAAGUGGUGGCAGCAAAUGCCUUUAAUCCCAGCACUUGGGAGGCAAAGGCAAGCAGAUCUCUGUGAGUUCAAGGACAGCCAAGGCUACACAGAGAAACCCACUCUCUAAAAACCAAAUGAGAGAAAGAGAGAGAGAGAAAGAGAGAGAGAGAGAGAGAGAGAGAGAGAGAGAGAGAUUAUUUACAAUCACAUCUCCCAGGGGAUAAUUUAAUUCUACUUUUAUUUAUGUUUUGUCUUUUGGAGAAAGCGUCUUACUAGGUAGUUCUGGCUGUCUCAGAACAGUCUUGAACUUACAUCCAUCUUCCUGUCCUGGCUCUCUGAGUGCUAGGGUUACAGGUAUGCACCAGCAUGCUUGGUAUCUUAGUUACUAUUCUAUUGCUGUGAGGAGAUGUCAUGACCAAGACUGUGUUUAACAUUUAGUUGGGGGCUUGCUUACAGUUUCAGAGGGUGAGUCCAUGAUUAUCAUGACAGGGAGUAUGGCAGCAGGCAGAUAGGCCUGGUGCUGGUGCAGUAGCAAGGAGCUUACAUCUUUCUUAUCAGCAAGAUGAAGGCCGAGAUGGAGGGAGACUGGGUCUGGCAUUGGCUUUUGAAACCUCAAAGCCCACAAGCCAUGUCACACCUCCUCCAACAAGGCCACACCCACUAAUUCUUCCUAAACAGUUCACUAACUGAGAACCAGACAUUUGAAUAUAUGAAUUUGGAACAGUUUUCAUUCAAACCACCAUAUCGGGCUAGAUUUUCUUUUUAAAUUAAAAUGUAACCAGUUUUUAAAAAACAGAAAACAAAUUGCUUCAUAAUAACUAAAAAAGACACCUUACUGUUUUUUUGCUGAUUAUUAGAGUCUUACUGUGUAUUUCAGGCUGCCCUCUUAACUGGUUAGGCCAGAUUAGCUUGUAACUUGUAAUCUGUGUCUACUGUGUCUAUUUCCUGAGUGUUGGGAUUAUAGGCAUGCAUCAGUGUAUCUGACAAAACUUGCUCCUCCCAGACCCCAGUGCUGAAGACUGAAUCUAGGGCCCUGGGGAUGCCACAUCCCUAGCUCUUGGGUACAUUGUCUCAAGAGACAUUUUCUUCUUCUUUUAAAAAUGUCUUCAAUAAUACCCUCAAAUCAAUAAUUUGGGCUUAUUUGGUCUCCAAAGAAAUGACACAUAGCCAUUUAUAAAAUGUGUGUGUAUGAUCUAAAUAAACCGUUGCACAAGAAAAGAACAGGUCAAUAAAAAGAUGCUUGGGGGAUGAGAGCUGUUGCUUCCUUUCUCUGCCUAACCUGGUAAACAAGUUUCAACUUUACUGUGAGAUAGUUAUACCUCAAAUGUCACUAUAGAGAAAGACAAAUACUCUUUAACUACUAAUGAAUUAUGAAGUCUUCAAUUUGACUUACUUUAUGUCCUACAUGUGCACUGAGUAAAAGCUUUAAAAAAUAAAAAAAGCAUAAUUUAGGUG
Messenger RNA from Cricetulus griseus (Chinese hamster), 3828 nucleotides. The record is from RefSeq and is a predicted model, not a curated record. Lineage: Eukaryota; Metazoa; Chordata; Mammalia; Rodentia; Cricetidae.